AUGGAGUUAUUGUUGCGGUUUGCUGGAAUAAUCGCUAGAUUCCUCAAUUUUUUCAUCGUUGUUCCAUUGUUGAGUUUUUUGUAUCCAAAAGAAAAAGCCAACAUUCCCAAAAUAACGAACGACUUGUUGAAAGUCUCUGCUGUGGAUUUAGCUGAAAAGAUUAGAAACAAAGAGGUUAAAUCGGAAACGAUUGUCAAGUUAUAUAUCGAACGGUUGCGCGCAGUAAAUAAAAUUGUGAAUGCCGUCGUUGACGAGCGAUAUAACGAAGCCCUCGAAGAUGCCAAGAAAGCUGAUCAAAUGUGCGAAACAAUGACGCCGUUGUAUUUGCUGCAAAAUUAUCCCCUCUUAGGAGUUCCGUUUACCGUAAAAGAGAGUAUCGCGGUCAAAGGUUUAAUGCAUACAGCUGGAUCGAUGGCACGUUUGCACGAAAAAGCAGAUAAAGACAGCGAAUCGGUGCGAUUGUUGCGUGCAGCGGGCGGUAUUCCUUUGUGUGUCUCAAAUACGCCGGAAUGGUGCAUGGCGUGGGAAUCGUAUAAUCACAUUACAGGUCGAACACUGAAUCCGUAUGACUUGUCACGUACUGCUGGCGGAUCGAGUGGCGGAGAAGCUGCGUUGAUUGGGGCGGGCGCUUCAUUGUUUGGACCUGGAUCGGAUAUUGGAGGAUCAAUUAGAAUUCCAGCGCUCUUCACUGGCAUUUUUGGACAUAAACCGACAUCGAGUGUCAUCAGUAUCGACGGUCACUUCCCUUAUUGCAAAGAUCCUCAUUUCCAAAAUUACUUGGCUGUUGGUCCCAUGUGUCGUUAUGCCAAAGAUUUGUAUCCCUUGGUGCAAAUAAUGAGUGGUGAAAAUGCCAAAAAACUCAGAUUAGACGAGCCAAUCUUAACAAAAGACAUAAAAAUCUUCUUCAAAGAGGACGUUGGCAACAAUUUCAGUUGCAUUCCCAUCGACGCUGAAAUCCGAAAUUCGAUGAAACGUGCCUUAGAUCACUUCCAAUCCAACGGUUUGUCAGUUCAGCGUGCUACAAGUCUCGAUUUAACGGAUGCCUUUGAGAUGUGCGUCGCAUUACUCAUGGAAGUGCAAAAUUUGCCCGACUUGCUGGGCUAUCAGAAGGAAAACAAAGUGCGCGAUAAUGCACUGGUUGAAAUGGCAAAAUGUCUGAUAGGACGAUCGCAAUAUACGUUUGCGCCAUUAUCGCUGGCUUUCUUGAACGAUAACCGUGUAAUGAUCCCGGAACAAAAAUGCAAGAAAUAUCUGCCUGCAGCAAGGAAGUUGAGACAACAAUUCAUCGACUUGCUUGGCGAAGACGGAGUAUUUUUCUAUCCAACUUAUUGCAAACCAGCUGUGCGUCAUUACGAGUCCUUGACAACUCUUUCGGCAGUGCCUUAUACGAAACUUUUCAAUGUGUUUGGUUUUCCUGCGUGUCACGUGCCAAUGGGAUUAAACAGUGAAGGAUUGCCGAUUGGCUUCCAGGUCGUUGCCGCUCCGUAUCAAGAUCGACUUUGUUUGGCGAUGGCAGUGGAAUUAGAACAUGCAUUCGGUGGAUGGGUUCCUCCAAGCUAAUACGCAUGUUGAAAAUUUAACGAAAAUAUAUAAACAGGAGGGAACGGGACUGCAUUUUUUUAUAAAUUUAGAAAAAAAAUCCAAAUAUUUUAAUUUAGG
Culicoides brevitarsis is the source of this 1659-nucleotide messenger RNA. RefSeq names its product fatty-acid amide hydrolase 2-B-like. The coding region runs from base 1 to 1560 and encodes 519 amino acids. The transcript has 6 exons. Gene Ontology annotation, cellular component: endomembrane system. The record is from RefSeq and is a predicted model, not a curated record. NCBI's taxonomy places the organism in Eukaryota, Metazoa, Arthropoda, Insecta, Diptera, Ceratopogonidae.